AAUUACCGAAGCCCGUCGUCCUCCGAGGGCAACUGGGAAAGCCUCUCGACUCAGUCACCUUCGUCUGCCUGCCUGGCUGCCUCAACCAAAUCCCACUCUCCUGCCGCAAUCACAUUUUCCACCCUCGCCCAAUUCUCCAUUCUCCUCUGCUGAUAAAACUCUUGCCCCCGAUCGGCGAGGAGGAGGAAUGGGUGACGGAGCGAGCAGCAGCUGAGGCAUUCGAGGAGGUGGAAAGGAGAUAUCGAAAGAAAGAGGAGCGACAGGCGAGACGGUGCUGAUCGAUGAUGGCUGGAGACGGAACUCCUGCGGAUACUGCAGAUCCACAUUCGCUUCUAGCGUCUCCCACGGUUUAUGGGCAAAGAGUUUGACGGCGGACUACCAAGAGCUCUUGACCAUGGUUGGAGGAGAUCCGGCUGUUUUCUUUACAAACCUGAGAUGGAUAGGACGUGUUGCCCAUCUUAUACUAUUCGUCUGAAAGCCAAUACCUUCUAUCCCUCCAAAGACCAAGAUCGUGUAUGCAAAAGAAUGCAAAGGUUCUUAGAUGGUGCCACAUCAAUGGAUAAAUCUGAUAAUUCAAAACAGAAGGCUAAUCCUUGUAAGGGUUCACUCAAGCUGGUCAGCAAAGAAUCUACACCAGUAUUCACAUCAAUACCAACAAAUGAAUCUUCAUCUAGUAUGUGUGAAAAGCUGUCCAGUGAAUCUGCCAUUCUUCAUUCUUUGUCGGACAUUAUUGAUAAAUCCAUGAACAUACUUUUUGGGGAGUAUAUCUCUUCCUGUUGCUCAGCUUCUGAAAGCUAAUGUGAAGAAGGUUACAGCCCAAGCCAAAAAGAAGCUGAUGGAUAUAUCGGAAGAUUUGACAUACACUAGCAAUAUUCCAUUUAAAUAGCUGCCACCAUUAGACGUUCUCAAGCUUCAGUUGAAAUAAAUAAAUUCCAGGAGAAUUACCAGAUAUCAACCCGAAGGCUAUUGCUGAAAAGAUUUCGGGAUUAGUUUUGCAGCAAGAGGCCCCUUCUGAUCUUUUAACAAAAGCUUGCAACGGCCACCUAAAUUUCUAUUCAAUCACCAAACAGAGUUUGUAAUAUAGUAAUCUGAAACAAAAGGCGCAAGAACCUAGACGCAAUCAAGGUAACGCAAAAAGGCUAGCUACCUCUGACAAUUGCAUAAUUGUGCCCCCCAAAAUAAGAAAGCUUGAAAUCCAUUUGAAAAUAUCUAGUUUUGAUCAGGAAGAAUAUGCCCUAUACAGAAAAUAUCAGAUUAAAGUACAUGGUGAUAACCAGAAAAAGUUACAGUAAGUUCAUACAAAAGCUGUCUGGUGGACACUCCUAUCAUAUUUACUCCACCAGUUAGUGGUGACAAUACAAUUGCAUCUUCUGGAUUUGGGUCUUUCCAUCAACAAUAUUUGAUUGACGGGGAGCUUGUUGCAGUUGGUGUAUGGGCAUUCUUCCCCGUUGUUUGUCAAGCAAGUAUUUAUUUUGGGAUCCUGAUUUUACCUUUUCAUCCCUCGGAAAAUAUUCAGCUUGGCAGAAAUAAAUUGGGUUAAGGUGACUCGAAACCAGUGCCCUAGCUUCUAGUAUUAUUAUCUUGGAUAUUACGUUCACUCCUGCAGAAAAAUGUGAUACAAAGUAGCGUAUCGUCCAUCUGAACUACUCUGUCCUCUUCACUGCCAGUAAGCUUCUCUUCAAAUUUUAG
Molecule: messenger RNA, 1689 nt
Organism: Zingiber officinale
Lineage: Eukaryota; Viridiplantae; Streptophyta; Magnoliopsida; Zingiberales; Zingiberaceae
Product: arginyl-tRNA--protein transferase 2-like
Exons: 4
Coding region: 352-798 (148 amino acids)
Biological process (GO): protein arginylation
Cellular component (GO): cytoplasm
Molecular function (GO): arginyl-tRNA--protein transferase activity
Source: RefSeq, a predicted model, not a curated record